Molecule: messenger RNA, 414 nt
Organism: Necator americanus (New World hookworm)
Lineage: Eukaryota; Metazoa; Nematoda; Chromadorea; Rhabditida; Ancylostomatidae
Exons: 1
Coding region: 1-414 (137 amino acids)
Source: RefSeq, a predicted model, not a curated record
AUGACCCUCCUAGGAAAAUCCAUCAAUUUUUUCAUGUUCCAGGUACUAGUUGGGUCCCACAGUCCACCGUCCAUGUAUAGUCACCGUCAUGUCGAGCCGCUGUUGUCGAGCCGCUGCCGUCAUGCCUCACCACUUAACCCAUGUCGAGCCGCUGAACCCAUGUCAAGUCGUCAUGUCGAGCCGCUGUUGUCGAGCCGCUGCCGUCAUGCCUCACCACUUAACCCAUGUCGAGCCGCUGAACCCAUGUCAAGUCGUUGUUGUAUAUGUCGAGCCGCUGCACAUCGCCGUCUCCUCCUAUUCAACGUCGUCUUCAUGGUCAACCACUUGUCGAGCGAAUCAGUACAACGCCACGAGUCGUCUACGUCGUCAUCAGGCAAGACCUUUGCCUGCGGGCAUACACCUGCCGUCCUGUAG